Molecule: messenger RNA, 1401 nt
Organism: Tripterygium wilfordii
Lineage: Eukaryota; Viridiplantae; Streptophyta; Magnoliopsida; Celastrales; Celastraceae
Exons: 2
Coding region: 1-1401 (466 amino acids)
Molecular function (GO): zinc ion binding
Source: RefSeq, a predicted model, not a curated record
AUGUCAUUGCUUGUGGUCGAGUGUAUUGCAAGUGGAUGCCAGUGGCAUACGAGAGGGAUAAAGCAAAAAGAAACUGAACUUUUUCUUGUGAAAAAAUUCAUUGAUACUCACACAUGUUCGUUGGAAUUUGUGAAUCAUGGGCACAAGCAAGCAUUAGGAAGGGUGAUUGGUGAUUGCAUCAAGGCCAUAUAUGAAGGUGUUGGGUGUGUUUACCGACCAAAGGACAUAAUGCAAGAUAUGAGAAGAGAAUAUGGAGUUAAUAUUACCUAUGAUAAGGCAUGGAGGGCUAGAGAAUGUGCUCUUGAUUCUUUUCAUGGUUCACCAGAAGAAUCAUUUGCUUACUUACCUCAUUAUUAUGCUGUAUUGGAGAUUAAUAACCCUGGUACAGUUACUCAUAUUGAGUCUGAUGAUGAAAAUAAAUUCAAGUAUUUUUUCAUGGCUAUUGGUGCAAGCUUACAUGGGUUUCAGAGUUCUAUGCACCCUGUUAUCGUCAUUGAUAGCACCCAUCUUAAGGGUAAGUAUUUGGGUACACUUUUUGUAGCAACUGCUUUGGACGGAAAUGAGCAAAUUUAUCCGGUUGCUUUUGGCAUUGUCAAUUAUGAGAAUAAUGCAUCUUGGCAAUGGUUUUUUGAAAAAUUACGGGAUGUCAUUGCAAUUGAAGAUUUCUCACGGUUAUGUAUAAUUUCAGACAGAAAUCCUAGCAUUGAUAGGGCAGUUUCACUUGUAUCGCCUGGUUCAUUUCAUGGUGCAUGUAUCGUCCAUAUCCAAUGGAACAUGAAGGCGCAAGGGUUCAACGAAUCUAUCAUUCUUAUAUAUCUUAAAGCUACUAAGGUAUAUCGAAUAUCUGAGUUCGAGCAUUUAAUGAAUCAGUUGCGUAAUGUCGACGGAGGUAGACCUUAUGCUUAUUUAGUUGAAGCUGGUUUCCACAGGUGGUCUAGAGCACUGUCUUCUGGUAAGAGAUAUAGUAUCAUCACAACGAAUAUUACGGAGUGCUUGAAUGCUAUACUACGAGAUGUUCGAAUUAGAAAGAGAAGCAAUAGGUUGCAGCGACUAAAUGUUCAACCAAUAAGCCAUAAUAAGUACUAUGUACGAGAUGGUGAUCAAGAUGGACAGGUCGAUCUGCAAAACAAGACCUGUUCAUGCCAGGUGUUUGAUCUUGACCAACUUCCAUGUGUACAUGCAUUGGCUGCAUGUCGAGUUCGGAACAUAUCUUUUAAUUCGAUGUGUUCUCUGUACUAUACGAACAAGGCCAUAAUGUUAGCUUACGUUGAACCUACAUACCCAGUAACUAUUGAGGAUCAGCGCAAAGUUAGCGAGGACAACGUAUUGCUCCCGCCUGCGACUAGACGUCAAGGGAGAGGCCAAGGCAACGAAGGAUCCCAUCAUCUAGUGAAACUAUAG